Messenger RNA from Trichoderma asperellum CBS 433.97, 375 nucleotides. Lineage: Eukaryota; Fungi; Ascomycota; Sordariomycetes; Hypocreales; Hypocreaceae. The record is from RefSeq and is a predicted model, not a curated record.
AUGGCAUCAAGACGCUACUCUGGUGAAGGUACUAAUUGGACCAAGGCAGGUUUCGUGAAGACCCUGACGGGCAAGACCAUCACCCUUGAGGUCGAGUCCUCCGACACGAUCGACAAUGUCAAGUCCAAGAUCCAGGACAAGGAGGGAAUUCCCCCGGAUCAGCAGCGAUUGAUCUUCGCUGGCAAGCAGCUCGAGGAUGGCCGAACCCUGUCUGACUACAACAUCCAGAAGGAGUCUACCCUCCACCUGGUUCUCCGUCUGCGUGGUGGUAUCAUUGAGCCCUCCCUGAAGGCUCUCGCCUCCAAGUUCAACUGCGACAAGAUGAUUUGCCGCAAGUGCUACGUACGCCAAUUACUAUUAUUUAGCCGUAAAUAA